GGCCGCGGCGCCCGGGGAGCCAUGGGCACCGCUUCCUCUCUGGUCCGGCCCGCGGGCGGAGAGGUGUUCGAGGACACGUACGGGGCGGGCGGCGGCGAGGCGUGCGAGAUCCCCGUGGAGGUGAAGCCCAAGGCCCGCCUGCUGCGCGGCUCGCUGCGCCGGGGCGCUGGCUCCGGGCCCGGGGCGCAGGCGCGCGGCGCGGGCGGCGGCGGCGGCCUGCUGGGGGCGAGCUUCAGGUCGACCGGCUCGUCGGUGCCCGAGCUGGAGUACGCGGCGGCCGAGUGCGAGCGGCUCAGGAAGGAGUACGAGAUCUUCCGGGUGAGCAAGACCCAGGAGCUGCUGUCCAUGGGCCGCCGCGAGGCCAAGCUGGACACGGAGAACAAGCGGCUGCGGGCCGAGCUGCAGGCACUUCAGAAAACUUACCAGAAAAUACUUCGGGAAAAAGAAAGUGCUUUGGAAGCAAAAUGCCAAGCAAUGGAGAGAGCUGCUACAUUUGAACAGGACAGAGACAAAGUGAAGAGGCAGUUCAAGAUUUUUAGGGAGACCAAAGAAAAUGAAAUUCAGGACUUGCUGAGGGCCAAGCGAGAUCUGGAAAGCAAGCUUCAGCGGCUGCAGGCUCAGGGGAUCCAAGUGUUUGAGCCCGGGGAGUCGGACUCCGACGACAACUGCACAGAUGUGACCGCUGCUGGGACCCAGUGUGACUCCUGGAGUGGCGGGGCCCUGGGCAGCGAGCCCUCCCUGGGCAGUAUGAUCCAGCUCCAGCAGUCCUUCCGAGGCCCCGAGUUUGCCCACAGCUCCAUCGAUGUGGAAGGCCCCUUUGCAAAUGUCAACAGAGAUGACUGGGACGUUGCCGUGGCUAGUCUGUUACAGGUCACACCCUUGUUUCCACACUCCCUGUGGAGUAACACAGUCAGAUGUUACCUCAUCUACACAGAUGAGACCCAGGCCGAGAUGGAGCUCUUCCUUCAGGACUGUUCACCUAAACUUAAAAGAAUGUGUGAGACAAUGGGAUAUUUUUUCCAUGCUGUUUAUUUUCCAAUAGAUGUUGAAAAUCAAUUCCUCACAGUGAGAAAACGGGAGAUUGAGAAGAGUUCAUUAGUGAUUUUAUUCGUUCACUUAACUUUACCAAGCCCUUUACUGGAAGACUGUGAAGAGGCUUUUCUGAAAAACUCUGAAGGAAAACCACGCCUGAUUUAUCAUCGUUUGAAGGAGGGGAAAGUCACUUCUGACUCUGUCCAGCAACUGCUUGACCAAGUUUCCAGUGUAAGCAAGACCAGCAAAGCUAAGGUCAUUGAUCACCAAGGGGAUCCUGCAGAUGGAGUCCAUGAAACUUACAUUUGUGUGGAAAAAAUUAUUAAACAGGACAUACUGGGGCUCGAGAACACAGAGCUGGAAUGUAAGGAUCUGGGCAGCGGAGAGGCCGUCCCCGAAAAGGCUGACUUUGGUGAUGUGCUGUGGGACAUACAUGACGAGCAAGAGCAAAUGGAAGCGUUCCAGCAAGCCUCGGAUUCCGCCCGGGAUCUGGGAUUUGAGAAGUAUUAUCAGCGCCUGAAUGACUUGGUCGUGGCGGCAGCCCCGAUCCCGCCCCUGCUGGUGUCUGGAGGACCAGGUUCUGGCAAGUCCCUGCUUCUGUCCAAGUGGAUUCAGCUGCAGCAGCAGAAUUCCCCUCACACGCUGAUCCUGUCUCACUUUGUGGGGAGGCCCAUGUCCACCAGCUCCGAAUCCUCCUUGAUCAUUAAACGACUCACUCUGAAGUUGAUGCAGCACUCUUGGGCAGCAUCCGCACUCACGCUGGAUCCUGCGAAGCUCCUGGAAGAGUUUCCACGUUGGUUAGAAAAGCUCUCCGCUCGUCAUCAAGGCAUCAUCAUCAUCAUCAUCGACUCUAUAGACCAAGUUCAGCAAGUUGAAAAGCACAUGAAGUGGCUGCUGGAUCCCCUGCCGGUGAACGUGAGGGUCAUCGUGUCUGUGAACGUGGAAACCUGCCCUACAGCCUGGAGGCUGUGGCCUACACUUCAUCUUGAUCCUUUAAAUUCAAAAGAUGCAAAAUCUAUUAUAAUUGCAGAGUGCCACUCUGUAGACAUUCAGUUGGAUAAAGAGCAGGAGAAGAAGCUAGAACGACACUGUCGCUCGGCUGCAACCUGCAAUGCCCUUUAUGUCACGCUUUUCGGCAAAAUGGUUGCGCGCAGUGCUGGGAAGGCAGGCCACUUAGACGCGACCCUGCAUCAGUGUCUCCAGUGCCAAGACACCGCGUCACUGUACAGACUUGUUCUGCGCUCUGUCCGCGAGUCGGUGGCCACCGACGGAGGCCGGGAGCUGAUGACGCAGAUUCUCUGCCUCGUCGGCGUCAGUCACGAUGGUGUGAGCGAGUCGGAACUCCUGGAGCUGUACCCGCAGCUCUCCGCGGCUCUGCUCGCCUCCCUCGUUCACAGUCUGCACAAGAUGUGCGUGCUGACUUACGGCUGCGGCUUGCUCAGGUUUCAGAACCUCCAGGCUUGGGAGACGGUGAGGCAGGAGUACCUGGAGGGGCCGGCGCUCGUCCCCGCCUACCGGCAGAAGCUGAUCCACUACUUCAGCUCGCAGCUCAGUCAGGACAGGGUCACUUGGAGAAGUGCCGACGAGCUCCCCUGGCUUUUUCAGCAGCAGGGAAACAAGCAGCAGCUACAUGAUUGCCUGCUCAAUCUCUUCGUGUCUCAAAAUCUUUAUAAGAGAGGCCACUUUGCUGAGUUGCUGAGUUACUGGCAGUUUGUCGGCAAAGACAAAAGCGCGAUGGCGACUGAGUACUUUGACUCCUUGAAGCAGUACGAGAAAAGCUGUGAUGGCGAGCAGAACAUGGUUUGCUUGGCUGAUCUCUACGAAACCCUGGGGCUGUUUCUGAAGGACCUAGGCCUGCUCAGUCAGGCUGUGGUGCCUCUGCAGAGGUCUCUAGAAAUUCGAGAAACAGCUUUAGAUCCAGAUCAUCCAAGAGUAGCCCAGUCCCUCCACCAACUAGCAAGUGUGUACGUGCAGUGGAAGAAGUUUGACAACGCAGAGCAGCUAUACAAACAGGCCCUGGAAAUCUCAGAAAAUGCCUAUGGUGCAGACCAUCCUCACACCGCUCGUGAACUGGAGGCCCUUGCCACUUUGUACCAGAAACAAAAUAAGUAUGAACAAGCUGAACAUUUUAGGAAAAAGUCCUUUAAAAUCCGGCAGAAAGCUACAAGGAGAAAAGGCAACUUGUAUGGAUUCGCCCUUCUGCGCAGGCGGGCCCUGCAGUUGGAAGAGCUCACGCUGGGGAAGGACACCCCUGACAAUGCUCGGACCCUCAACGAGCUGGGUGUUCUGUAUUAUCUUCAGAAUAACCUCGAAACAGCUGAGCAGUUUCUGAAGCGGUCCUUAGAGAUGCGGGAGCGAGUUCUGGGGCCCGAGCACCCCGACUGUGCCCAGUCCCUGAACAACCUGGCGGCCCUGUGCAGUGAAAAGCAGCAGUACGAGAAGGCGGAGGAGCUGUACGAGAGGGCGCUGGACAUCCGCAGGCGGGCCCUGGCACCCGACCACCCUUCCCUGGCCUACACCGUCAAGCACCUCGCCGUCCUGUAUAAGAGAAUGGGAAAACUUGACAAAGCUGUGCCUUUGUAUGAAUUGGCUGUUGAAAUUCGACAGAAAUCCUUUGGGCCAAAGCACCCUAGUGUAGCCACCGCCUUGGUGAAUUUAGCAGUCCUCCACAGCCAGAUGAAAAGACACGGCGAAGCUUUGCCAUUAUAUGAAAGAGCGUUGAAGAUCUACGAAGACAGCUUGGGUCGGAUGCAUCCUCGAGUCGGAGAAACACUGAAGAACUUGGCUGUGCUGAGCUAUGAAGAAGGGGACUUUGAGAAAGCUGCUGAGCUGUACAAACGGGCCAUGGAGAUCAAGGAAGCAGAGCCGUCGCUGCUGGCUGGGAAAGCUCCUUCGCGACACUCGGGGGACACGCUCAGCGUCAGAACGGCCCAUUCCGCUCAGGGCUUCCUGGGGCAGGGUCGGCGCUAGCAGCAGGCACGGCGGCCAUGUGCCAGC
Messenger RNA from Ochotona princeps (American pika), 4029 nucleotides. RefSeq names its product nephrocystin 3 (gene NPHP3). Lineage: Eukaryota; Metazoa; Chordata; Mammalia; Lagomorpha; Ochotonidae. The coding region runs from base 22 to 4002 and encodes 1326 amino acids. The record is from RefSeq and is a predicted model, not a curated record. Gene Ontology annotation, biological process: kidney development; convergent extension; determination of left/right symmetry. The transcript has 27 exons. Gene Ontology annotation, molecular function: protein binding.